UGUGCACUCUAGCCGGCGGCAGAGACGUGACGCCUCGUCUGAGGAGGGGAGGCGGGGAGGCGGGAGGCGGGAGGCGGCCGUCAGAGGUGGCGGUCUCAGAAUCGCCGCGCCGCCGUCGACGAACCGCAGCCGCCGGUACCGCGUGGUUCAGUCGUGUGCGGACCGCGCGCGCUGCAGGGUGUUCGGUGAUGGCUCCCCUGACGGUGUGGGUGCUGGCUGGCUGUCUGCUGGGAGUGACCUCCGCACAGUCCACAGAAGACAACGUGUUCUGGUACCGCGAGGCCGAGGGAGAGCUGGAGGAGGCGCUCAACAAUGAGCCGAACCGGAACCAGGCCAAGAACAUCAUCGUCUUCAUCGGCGACGGCAUGGGCAUUCCGACCAUCACCGCCGCCAGAAUCUACAAAGGGCAACAGCAGGGAAAGAACGGAGAGGAGGGCCAUCUGUACUUCGAGAAAUUCCCCCACGUAGCGCUUUCAAAGACGUAUAACCCGGACCGCCAGGUGCCGGACUCUGCCGGCACGGCCACCGCCUACUGGUGCGGCUACAAAGGCAACUACGAGACGCUCGGGGUGGACGCACGCGUCUCGGCUGGACAGUGCACCGCAUCACGGGUGAAGCGCAACAGCCGGCCCUGUCUGAUGGAGUGGGCGCAGGAGGCCGGCAAAGACACCGGUAUCGUCACCACCACGCGCAUCACCCACGCCACACCGGCGGCGCUGUACGCCAAGUCUGCCCACCGUAACUGGGAGUGUGACGAGAAACUGGGCGAGCGGGGCCGGGACUGCGUCGACAUCGCCCGCCAGCUGGUCGAGAACGCCCCCGGAAAGCUGGCUAAGGUGAUUUUCGGCGGCGGUCGUCAGAACAUGAUCGCCAACCUGAACAACACGCGGUUCGCGCCGGAGAACCCGAGCGCCUGUAAACGCCAGGACGGCCGCGACCUGACCCAGGACUGGCUGAGCGAGAAGCGCAGCGCCGGCCUGUCUGCCAAGUUUGUGGCCACCACUGAGGAGCUGCGCAGCGUCAACCUCAGUCAGACGGACCACAUCAUGGGUCUGUUCGGGAACAGCCACACACCCUACGAAGACCUCCGAGACAAGACCCUUGGAGGGACGCCCAGUCUGGUGGAAAUGACCGAGACUGCCAUCAAACUGCUCAGCAAAAACGAAAAAGGCUUCUUCCUCGCGGUGGAGGGCGGCCGGAUCGACCACGCGCACCACGACACCAAGGCACGCCGCUCCCUCUCCGAGACACUGCAGUUCGAGGAGGCCGUGAAGCGCGCCCACCAGCUCACCUCCGACCAGGACACCCUGAUCGUCGUCACCGCCGACCACAGCCACGUCAUGACCAUCCAGGGAUACCCGGUCCGCGGCAAGGAUAUCCUUGGGGCCUCGGAGAAGAGCCGGGACGACGGCAUGCCGUACACGACUCUCUUCUACUCGAACGGGCCCAACUGGAACGUGAGCUGGAACGGCUCGCACGUGGUGCGCGGCGACCUGAACGGUGUGGACACCACCGCCUGGGAGUACACGCAGCCGUCCGGACUGAAGUUCAAGGAGGAGACGCACGGUGGAGAGGAUGUGGCUAUCUACGCCACAGGUCCGUGGUCGCAUCUGUUCCACGGCGUCCACGAGCAGAGCUACAUCCCGCACGUGAUCUCUCACGCGGCCCGAAUUGGACCUCGUGCCGACUGCAAGGCGCUGAAGAGUGACCAGGCGUGUGCGUUCUCCUCCGCGGGCCUGUCGACACGGCUCCAGGCGGCGCCGCUGGCACUGCUGCUGCUGCUAGUCUCGUGGCUGGUCAGACCACACUAACACAGGAGCAGAGAAAUGUGGGGAGUGGCGCGGGAGUAGGUGCUUUAGGAGAUGUGUAGCCAGAUGAUUGUCACUCAUUGCAUCUAGGGCAGCAAGUGGGCCGCUAGAGCAAGGUUCGCACCGAACCAGUACUUUUUUAGUCAUUGUGUUGACGGGAUAUGUAUGAUUAGUAGUCCGUCAUCGUGUGUUUAUGUAUGCGUCUUUUUGUAAGUAUUUGUAUGGGUGCUCACUGGUUUAUUGAAUUAGUGUUCGUAUCUGUUAAAUCAUGUAGGUAACCCGUGAUUAUCCUGAUCGUUGUAAAAUACUAGCACCGGGUGUUUUUUUAAUUUAUGACAUCUCUUUCUGCAUUUUUGCGGCUUUUUAAUCGUAUCUCAAUAGUCAAACUGUGUCUACUGACUUGCUUCGAUGGAAUAUGAUCGGUUAGAACAAUAUCAGCGAUAUAAGACAAAAUGACGCAAAGCAUACCAAAAGGAGCGCAUCACAAGGUGAAAAUAUCCUGCACACCACACAUGUAUGUUUUAGGAGCUACGUGGAUGUAUUCGUGAUGUUCGCAUCGAUGGAUAUUUUCACAUAUAAGAUAUACUUCAAUCAAUUGUCACUAAUUGCUGUGACGUCACCGUCUGGUUGUCGUUGUUCGUCGCUGAAUGUCUAUCCCGGUGUUCAUCCGUUCCUCCUCUCAGACCCAGUGUCUCAUAGAGGUGUGCGCGCUCCAGAGCCCCGAGGUGAACUGCUAGAGGUCCAGGACUGCAUGCGUGUAUCCCGAGCAGAGGGCGCGCCCAUUACUGGUUUGAACCAGUAUGCAGCAGCCCUCGCCUCGUGAUAUGCACAGGUAGUUCUUUUCCAUCGUGCUGUCAUCUCAGUGGGAGGCGGGCACCGCCCCCUUAUGAUUUAUUGAGGAAAAAACAAUGGUUAAGCGCCGACGCUCAGUGCUGGUGACGCACCCAGACCCAAGUGAUCCGAACUAUGUUUGAAGCUAUCACACUCUCAUACAGCAUGAGCGAGUCGUAGCUUGACACUACACAGUACAUAGGCUCAGCCCAGGUCAGGUCAGAGGAGCACAUGGGUGAACAGCACAAAGUAUGACAAAAAUAAAAAGUUAAUUAGGCUAGACGUGACAUUGUUCUUUCUUGAAAACUAAAGCUUUGACAAAGGUCAGUGGCAUGCAUGUUUGUGUGCGCAUAAUGCUGCAAUAAACGUGAAAUAAGCACA
Molecule: messenger RNA, 3020 nt
Organism: Amphibalanus amphitrite
Lineage: Eukaryota; Metazoa; Arthropoda; Thecostraca; Balanomorpha; Balanidae
Product: alkaline phosphatase-like
Exons: 10
Coding region: 189-1811 (540 amino acids)
Biological process (GO): dephosphorylation
Molecular function (GO): alkaline phosphatase activity
Source: RefSeq, a predicted model, not a curated record